Molecule: messenger RNA, 4958 nt
Organism: Dryobates pubescens (Downy woodpecker)
Lineage: Eukaryota; Metazoa; Chordata; Aves; Piciformes; Picidae
Gene: MCF2
Product: MCF.2 cell line derived transforming sequence
Exons: 29
Coding region: 40-3249 (1069 amino acids)
Biological process (GO): dendrite development; intracellular signal transduction
Cellular component (GO): cytoplasm
Molecular function (GO): guanyl-nucleotide exchange factor activity; protein binding
Source: RefSeq, a predicted model, not a curated record
ACAGAACCCAUCUGUGCAAAGGACAUCAGUGAUGAUUUGAUGAAAGGGUUUGCUUUUCUUUCUGGUGGCCGAGGGAAAGACAAGGCUUGGAUUAUCACCCUCCCCGACAACGCUCGCUUCAACGAGGUGCCUGAGGAGAUCGUAUCUAAAGUCUUAACGUACCUAACGUCAGUCCCCAGUCAACAUGAGUCUGACACCAAAUUUAUCCUAAUCCUGGACAGAAGAUUGGACACAUGGACAUCAGUCAAAAUGACUCUCCAAAAAAUAGCAGCAUCUUUCCCAGGGAACCUGCACUUGGUGAUGGUUCUCCGUCCCACGGGGUUCUUCCAGCGCACCUUCACUGACAUUGGAUUUCGGUUCAGUCAGGAGGAUUUUCUGCUCAAGUUACCGGUUGUUAUGCUGAGCUCAGUUAGUGACCUGCUGACAUAUAUUGAUGAACACCAAUUAACCCCCGAGUUUGGAGGCACCCUGGAGUACUGCCACAGCGAGUGGGUCAUCUUCAGGACUGCAAUAGAGAGUUUUGCACUCACAGUGAAGGAAAUUGCACAGAUGUUGCAGUCCUUUGGCAUGGAGCUGGCAGAGACUGAGCUUCCAGAGGACAUGUACUCAAUCGAGCGCAUCCUGGCCCUGCGCACCGAGAAGUACUACCAGCUCAAGGAAGAAAUUACAGCAGUCACAAAAGAAGGGAACUUGCUUUUGAGCAGUUUUGAAGAGCCUGACGUGGGGGAAUGCAGUCAGGACCAAGAGCAUGAGAGGCCUGGGGACUGGGAGACUGUGAAUCGGUUACUUGGUCAGCUGCAUGAGAUGGAGACUGCUUUUGAUGGCUUCUGGGAAAAACAUCAGUUAAAAAUGGAGCAAUACUUGCAACUGUGGAAGUUUGAGCAAAGUUUUCAAGAGGUCAAGAAUGCCAUUGAAUUUUUAAUGAGUCAGCAAGCAGAGCUGCCUGACACUGGUGACAGUGUUCCCCAAGUGAAACAGAGGCUCAAGGACUUGGCUCAUUUUGAUGGUAUGGCUCAGGAUCUGAUAGGGAAGGCUCAGGUGGUGAUACUGCAUGGACACCAGCUAGCAGCAAAUCAUCACUACGCACUCAACUUGAUCUGCCAGCAAUGCAACGAGCUGCGGCACCACUCCGAUCUCCUGUCUGACGAGAUCAAAAGGAAGCAGAUGCGGCUGCAGAAGACCUUGGAUCUUCAUACCCGCCUUCAGCAGGCUCUGCAGUGUUGUGAUGAAGGUGCCUACCUGCUCGCCAACCAGCAGAUGGACAAGUGCCAGUCUAAAGAAGGUGCUCAGAAAGCCCUCCAGGACAUAGAAAGGUUUCUUGAAAGCUCUUCAGCCUACUUAAACUAUGAUCCCCAAGCCCUACACUACGAUUUUGAGUCAGUCUUAACAUCUGAAUUGAAGUGCCAGAUACAGUCAGUGCAGGUCAAGCUUGAAAACGUUCGAAGCAUGUUUGAGAACCGUCAGUCUUGCUUCAAGAAGCUGCUGGAUAAACACGUGAGGCCUGUCCAGUUAGUAGCCCCUCGGCCAGAAAAUCCACCCAGAUCAAAAUCUCCAUUGUUCUCUCCUAAACAUGGUAUGGAUUUUAAUUCCAGUUUGAAAUUUUCCUUUGACCUCUCUCUCCCUGGGAAGAAAACAUCAAGAAAAACUCCAAGUUCUCGCAAGAUUGAAGUGAUGCAUGACUAUCAGGAAAAACGGAAUUCCUUGCAGUAUUUUAUUUCUGACAGUGAUGACAACUUAGACAUCCUAAAAGGCCAUGUCAUAAAUGAACUGAUAGAAACUGAGAGAGUGUAUGUAGAGGAACUCUUCACUGUGUUGACGGGCUACAGAGCUGAGAUGGAUAAUCCUGCCAUGCUCAUCCUCAUGCCUCCCGUGCUGAGGAACAGGAAGGAUGUCCUCUUUGGAAACAUGCCUGAGAUUUACGACUUCCACAACAAAAUUUUCCUGCACAGUUUGGAAAGCUGCCUGGGAGCACCCGAGAGAGUGGGAUGCUGUUUCCUAGACAGGCGAGAGGAUUUCCAGAUGUACGAGAAGUACUGCCAGAACAAGCCCCGGUCGGAGUCCCUGUGGAGGCAGUGCUCUGAGAGCACCUUCUUCCAGGAAUGCCAAAGAAAAUUAGAGCACAAACUGGGGCUGGAUUCCUAUUUGCUCAAACCAGUGCAGCGCCUGACAAAAUACCAGCUACUUCUGAAGGAGCUGCUAAAGUACAGCACGAGCUGUGAUGGAGUUCAGGAACUUCAAGAAGCUCUGGUUGCAAUGCUGGAUUUGCUGAAGUCAGUCAAUGACUCCAUGCAUCAGAUUUCAAUAACAGGAUAUGAUGGUGACCUAAGUGAACUGGGGAAGGUUUUGAUGCAAGGAUCUUUCAGUGUUUGGACAGGGCACCGAAAAGGUCCAACAAAGAUGAAGGAUCUUGCCAGGUUCAAGCCAAUGCAGAGGCAUCUGUUCCUGUAUGAGAAAGCCUUGGUCUUCUGCAAGAAGAGAGAGGAGCAUGGAGAUGGAUAUGACAAAACCUCAUCCUACAGUUUUAAGCAUUUUUUGAAAAUGAAUGCGGUUGGAAUAACUGAGAACGUGAAAGGAGACCACCGGAAAUUUGAGAUCUGGUACAGUGGGCGAGAAGAGGUCUAUGUGGUACAGGCUCAAACAGUAGAUCUGAAGAUGGCAUGGCUGAAUGAAAUCAGAAAAAUUCUGUUCAAGCAACAGGAGCUCAUAAAAGUGGAGAAGCAGCAGCCCAGCUUGUGCGUGGACCAGCUCCCCCUCUCAUCCCAGCUGAGUGAUGGAAAGCAGCAGAGAGCCUCCAUCAGCUCAGAGGAGAACGACUCGGAGCGCACCAGCCCGGUGAUGCUGGACAGUGGGCUCGUGUCACCCCAGAACAAGCCCCACAGAAGCUGGCCAGGAAUGUCACAGUCCCUGGAAAUCUGCGAGGGGCUGGAGGAGUGGUCAGGUAACCAGUACCUCUCCAACUGCUCGGACACCGAGGAGGAGGAUGGGAACCAGCUGUCUCCAGGAAAAUACAAAGCCCUUGCAGACUGCAAGAGGAGAGGAUCAGAGGACCUGCUGGUGAAAAACGGGGAUGAAAUUCAACUUUUGCAUGAAGAUGGUGAGGGACAGUGGUUGGUGAAAAACCUAAACAGAAGAAAAGAAGGCUGGAUCCCUGUCCACAGUCUGCAGAUCGUAGUGGGUGACUGCAGAUUUCGGAAUGCCAAAGUCGCAGAUGCUGCCCUGUGUAACACGAGAAAGUUCAGUUCCCCUUGACUUAAGGGUGAACUGGUAGCAUCCUAUUUUCGAUGCUCUUUGGAAGCUUUCAACUAAGUGUUACAGAGAAAUAGCACAAUAGUUGGAGUUGUCCUGUACCUAUUCAUCACAUUCACAGACCUCCACAGCUUCAUCUGCACUGAACGGGACCGGGGUCCUGAGCAGCUUCUCAUAGUCAUAAAGGAAGCCAUUCUCUGCUCUUUCUGUUGGUUUUGGGUUUUAUUUGCUCUGGAAAAGUACAGUAUUUUGUUAUUACUUUUACCUGCUGUUUUUUUCCAUGACAUCCAUCACGUUUUCAUCAGAGAAGUACACUACAGUUUCCUGAACACUUUGUUUAGAUGCUUGAAAUUUUCCUCUGCAGGUUGAAGGCUUUACCUACUUAUUAGCUGACAGCUCUUGAAGUUGCAAAUAAAAGAGCUGAGUUUUGGUAAACCAAAAAAACCAACCAACCAACCAACCAACCAACCAAAAAAAAACCCAACCAAAAAACCACAACCAAACCCACAACGCAACCAACCAACACACCAAACAACCAAAAACCAAACAAAGGAGCUGUAUGUCCUGCUUGAUUGAUUUUUAUGAAUGGGUUUUUCUUAAGUAUCUCCUUCAGCUAUGUGAAUGUAAUGUUCUGUAAGAGCAUCAUCUGGCUGACUCACGUGUGACGAUGCAAUAACACUAAAGAUCCUCUCUUUGCACUUCGGGUCUGACUCCAGCCCACUGUGGUCGGUCCCCACUGAACUGCGGUGAGGCUUGGAUCAGAUCAAACUGACAACUCAGGGUUGUCACCAAUCACUUAGGGGUCCCAAAGCGUCCCAAAGCUGAAACCUGUAUCUAGCAAGUGUUGAAGUUUACAUUAAAUGUAUGUACUUUUUGGAACACGUGCCAUAAAUCCCAAUGAAAUGUCCAUGUUUGCACUAAGGAUGUUCUUGUGGCUUAGGACUGUACUUUUCAGCAUCUUUAAUAAUGCAUCUCUUGCAUUUGUUUUGAGACAGAAGAAGGGGACUAUUGGAGACUCAUUGUUUGAGGUUUUUUUUAUGUUUCUCUGUCUAGUUUUGCUUUUGUAGCAUGUAGGCACAGGUGGUUUGACUUUUAAGCAGAUGUGUGCAAAGAGCACCUGGCUGUGGUGAGAGCAGGGUUUGUUAGUAUGCAUGCGGUAGUGGAGUUGCUCUGUCCCAUCACAGUGGAACCUUUUAUACCAUGGACUAAAGGGGGACCUUCAUUUGUGAAACACAGAUUCUUAGACACAGUACCAAGCUGUUAAGUUAAAACAUACUGGGGUGGGGGGGGUUUUUUUGGUGACUGUUUUUUGUCAGACUUCGUGCUGGCUGUGGUUGCCUGGGGGCUUCCCCACCACACCGGUGGACGUUUCUCCAGUUCGAGUGGCCGGUGUUGCAGAUAACACCUCAAAACCCUGACCAGCUGAGCAAUGCUGCGAGAUCCCAGCUACCUGGCAAUCACAGCAGAGAGGUUUUUAAGUCACUGAAGGUUAUUUCUGUCUACUUUUAAACUGGUCACAAUGCACUUGCUGGGGGGUGGGGGGGAAGGGGAGAAUUAGGAGUCUCUUAAGUUACUGUUUAUAAGUGGCAACGAUUCUUGUGGGAAGGGUACACCUUUUGAGGUACCAGCUGUAUAUACUUGUCUCAGACAUAGCACACAUUGCAUAUUACAUGGGUUUAAUCUUUCCUCUUCCUUUUUUUCUUUUGUUUUUU